This is a messenger RNA of Prorocentrum cordatum, 1110 nucleotides long. The record is from the annotation of a GenBank genome assembly. Lineage: Eukaryota; Dinophyceae; Prorocentrales; Prorocentraceae.
GACGGGGCCUCCCCGGCCCCGGCGCCGCCGCGCACCGCGGCGGGCCCCCCGCCGAGGCCGCGGAGGAGCUGCCCGCCCUGGCGGGUCGGCUGCGGGCAGAGCUGGUGGCGUGCAUCGCCGAGGGCACGCUGAGCCAGAGCGUCGCGCCGGACUGGGGGCAGAAGGGCUCGCCCUUCCAGCUGCUGGAGUGGGUGGGCGACUCGGUGCUGCACAUGUUCCUGACGCAGCAGAUCAUGCUCCUGUUCGGCGCCGCGGGGGCGGACGAGGGCCAGAUGAGCAGCGUGCGGUCCAUCUGUGGGAGCACGCGCACCCUGGCCAGGGUCUUCCGCAGCCUCGACCUGGCCAGGCUGCUGCGGCACCCCGGGGGGCCCUCGGCGGCACCGAACUACCUGACCGACGAGAAGAAGGGCGCGGACGUGGUGGAGGCCAUCCUGGGGGAGCUCUUCGAGGCCGUCAAGGGCGCCGCCGCGCCGGGCGGGCGGGCCCUGCCGCAGGCCAGCGGCGCGCUGCUGGGGCUUCUGGAGCUCGCCUUCCGCACGGGGGUGCAGGAGACCCCGCAGCGCUUCCGCCCGGCGGUCACCGAGACCACGCUGCUCCGCGUGGCCCUGGGGCACCCCGGCGCGAGCCCGCGGCAGGGCGGUGCCGAGGAGCACGCCGCGGACGCCGCCCGUGCCGCAGCAGCCCCUGCCGGUGGCGGCGCUGGGGCCGCGGCAGGCGCCGCGCCGGCAGCAGAGGCCACGGCCGACGGCGCGCAGGCCUCGGGCGCUGCGGCCGACGCCGCCGCCACCGACCGCGGCGGCGCUGCCGCGGCGGCCGCGGACUCCGCGGGCGCCACUGGCGCCGCCUGCGGCGCGGCCGCCAGCGAGGACGGCGGCGCCAGCGCCGCUCAGGCCCCCGCGCCCGGGCCGCGUGGCGCCCCGGUGGACGGUAAAGAUGUCGAGGACAUCUCGGACGAGGAGUUCCUGCCCGCGGCGUGAGGUCGGCGCGGAGGACGAGGAGAAGCAGGCUCGGGAGGGAGCGGCACGUCUCGCUGGAGGCGUCGGCGGUUCGAGAACAGUAUUCUGCGUGCUGCGCUCAUGCAUGACGGAUGUGGUUCCCUCCGGAGGACGA